AUGUCGAGUUACAAUAGUCAUAGUCACCUGAAUCCAUAUGAGUAUGACUUGGACUCAGGUGUUCCUGAUUUAGCCACGUCAAAUGGAACUAGUAACCAUAAUAAUAACAAUAAUCAAAAUAGUGAGACGUUCUUAUCAAGAAUAUUUGGUCUUAAUUCAAUCUAUAAUCAAUUAAAUGAAAACUAUCAAUAUUAUGAUCUUGAAGGUGAUUAUAAUCCUGAAGUGCCGAUAAAUGAUAUCAAUGGGAUUGAUGACGAUGACGAAGAUAAUGUUGAUGGCGAAGAUAAUUUAUUGAUAAAGCUGGCUGCAUCAUCAUCUUCACAACAGCAAGCAUCCACGCGACUAUUAUCACAACAACCACAGAGGAAUAUCAAAUCACCCCUUGGUAAUAACGCAUUAUUGAAUUCUGAUCCUGAAUCUGAUCUUGAUCUGGAUAUAGAUGUUGAUCAUCAGAUUUAUAUCACUCCUCCUGCUGAAAAUGAUAUAAAUCGUGAUCGAGCCUCACCAAAGAUAAACAAUGAUUCAGGGCAAGCAUCAACCAAAUUACCAUUCAAUGAUGUUGUUCGUAAACCCAAUGACUUCUUAAAGAGAAGAACUCAAUCUCCAGCUCAUGAAUUGCCCUUAUACAAUCAAUUCAAUCCAUCCCAAUCUCAAACUCAAUCUCAAUUAUUACAAAGUCAAUUUAGAAAACCAAUCAAUAAUGUUCCUGAUGUGAAUCCUACUAAUACCACUAACAAUAUUUAUCAACCAUCACGGAAUAAAUCAACCAGAUAUAUCAUCACUCCAAAGGAAAGAGCAUUAUAUUUAUGGGCCAAUAUCACUAAUAUGGAUGAAUUCUUAAAUGAUAUUUAUUAUUAUUAUCGUGGAAGAGGAAUAUUAAACAUUGUAUUGAGUAAAUUGGUUGAUUUAUUGAAUUUAAUCUUUAUAUUAUUCUUCACUGUGUUUUUAAAAUGGGGGAUUAAUUAUAAUUAUUUCAUUCAUAAUUUUAAUAAUAAUAGUGAACAUUUAACGUUAAGUGAUUUAAUUAUUCCUAAUUUCUUUUGGAAUAAUGUUCCCUUCAUCGUUAAGUUCUUCCUUUUUGGUUUCACAUGUUAUAUAAUCCUUCGAUUAAUUCAAGUUUAUUUCGAUUAUAAUUAUAAAUUAAAAGAAAUUCGGAAUUUCUUUAAAUAUCUUAUUAAUAUUAAAAAUGAUGAUGAAUUAAUGACAAUCAGUUGGAAAACUAUCGUGGAAAGAUUAAUGCUCUUAAAGGAUUAUAACAGUUUAACUUCAACCAAUACCAAUAAUCCCAAUCAACAACAUUAUAUCAAUGAUUUACGGUCAAAAGUAAGAUUAAAUGCUCAUGAUAUUGCUAAUCGAAUAAUGAGAAAGGAAAAUUAUAUGAUUGCUUUGAUUAAUAAGGAUAUUCUUGAUUUAUCAGUUAAUUUCUCAAAGAUUUUUGGAUAUCAAUUAAUCACUAAUAAAUCAGUAUUAACUAAAACUUUAGAAUGGAAUUUGAAGUUAUGUAUUUAUGAUUUCAUAUUCAAUCAUGAAGGUCAUAUCCAACCUAAUAUUUUAAAAGAUUCUCAUCGAAAUCAAUUAUCAAAAGAAUUAAAUUCUCGAUUUAAAAUGGCAGCAUUGAUAAAUUUAUUAUUAUGUCCUUUUAUUGUGAUUUAUUUCGUUUUGCUUUACUUUUUCCGUUAUUUCAAUGAAUAUAAAUCAAAUCCAUCAUCAAUUGUGGGAUUAAGAGAAUAUACUCCUUAUGCGGGUUGGAAAUUAAGGGAAUUUAAUGAAUUACCUCAUUUCUUUCAUAGAAGAUUACAAUUAUCGAUUGGACCAGCUAAUACCUAUAUUAAUCAAUUCCCCAGAGGAUUCCUCGUUAUUAAUGUGAUGAAUUUAAUUAAUUUCAUUUCAGGUUCAAUCUUGGCAGUUUUGGUUAUCAUGGGUUUACUUUUAGAGGAUGAAGCUCAUAGUUUUUGGUCAUUUGAAUUAACAGAAGGUAAAUCAGCUUUAUUCUAUAUUAGUUUAUUUGGUACUAUUUUCGCUGUAACUUCAACUUCAUCGUCAUCAUCAUCAGCUACUUCUACUCCUAAUCAACUUAAUAAUAAUUCAACUGGUAAUGAAUUGAAUACUUUUGUAUAUGAUCCAGAAGCAAGUUUAAGAUAUGUGGCUCAAUUCACUCAUUAUUUACCUACUAGUUGGAAAAAGAAAUUACAUACUAUUGAAGUUAAGAAUGAAUUCUGUGAUUUAUUCAGUUUAAAGAUUAUUAUUAUCUUGAAUGAAAUUCUUAGUUUGAUAUUAACUCCAUUUUUAUUAUGGUUUAAAGUGUCGAAUAAUUCAGGUGCCAUUAUUGAUUUCUUUCGAGAGUAUAGUGUUCAUGUCGAUGGAUUAGGAUAUGUUUGUUCAUUUGCUAUGUUUAAUUUUGAAGAAAAGGAUAAAAAUAUGAUGGUUGAUAUUAAUCAUAGAAAGAAAUUGAAAAAGCAAAGACAUAAAAUGAAGAGGCAAAUGCAAUUAAAUAAAACUAAUAAAAAGGUUAUGAGUUCAAGUACAGCAAAUGAAAUGGAAUUGAAUAAUAUAAAAUCGAAGAAAAGAGAUAAAUUCAUUCAAUCAGAUAGUGAAGGCGAUGAUAGUGAUAAUAAUAAUGCUGUAUCUGAUUUUGAAGGAGAUGAAUAUGAAUUUGAUGAUGAUUUAAAUAUGGAUUAUAAUCAAAAUGAAAAAAUGUUUAGAUCAUACAUGUAUUUCCUUGAAAGUUAUGGUGGAGGAGGUGCUGGCUCGAGCACAACUGUUAAUAAAUCAACUGCAAAUCAUCUUAAUAAUAGUACAAACAAUAUCCCUAAUAAUAAUGGAGAUGCAUCGAACUACUACCAAGAUAGUGUUCAUCUUAACGGUCAUCAUAACAAUAACGGAAUCAUAGUUAAUCGUUCUACACCAACACCCCAGAAUGAUCCAUCAGGCCAACAUAUCAGGUUCCAGGGUUUAAACAAUAGUAAUGUCAUUAAUACCAAUGGAAGUGAACAUCAUAGUUUAGCAGAAUCAUAUAAUAUCAAUUAUAAAUUCGAUGCCGAUGAUAUUCAACGCGAUUCGAAAAAGGGAAAUAAAGGUGGAUUCUUCGCUAUUGUUAAUCAAGUUGUCAAACAAGAUUUUGAUCGUUGA
This is a messenger RNA of Scheffersomyces coipomensis, 3129 nucleotides long. RefSeq names its product autophagy protein (gene ATG9). Gene Ontology annotation, cellular component: phagophore assembly site; autophagosome. Lineage: Eukaryota; Fungi; Ascomycota; Pichiomycetes; Serinales; Debaryomycetaceae. The record is from RefSeq and is a predicted model, not a curated record. Gene Ontology annotation, biological process: protein localization to phagophore assembly site; autophagy of mitochondrion; nucleophagy. Bases 1 to 3129 code for a protein of 1042 amino acids. The transcript has a single exon.